GGCAAAGUGUGGCUGUUUGAGUGGAGCGGUGUGUGCAGACAUGGCGGCUUUUUAACGAAGCGAACUGAAGUCGGAAGAGAGACACAAACCAAAGUAUCGAUCCCGUCACGUCAGUGUGGAUCUGAUCCCAACGUCGGUUUCACGUCAUCGAUGCUUGUAUCGAUCCGUCCAGCCUCAGCAGCGAUGAGAUCGUGUCAGUAUCUGAGAGAGUUCAUCAAGGAGAGACUAACUGCUGUUUGUGAAGAAAUCUUCUCAGAGGUUCAAAAAACCAUCGUCCAGUAUGAGGAGGAGAUCAACCGUCAGCACAGACUGCCGGAUAUCAGCCGGAAACCCGACAGAAACUCACACAUCAUAGACCCCCCACAACAACACAACUGUAAGGGAGAGGAGGACCCAGAGCCUCCACAGAUUAACAAGGAACAGGAGGAGCUCUGCAGCAGUCAGGAGGGAGAGCAGCUUGGACUGCUGGAGACCAUCUGUGAACCUGAUAUAAUGUCACACAGAAUAGACCUCCAACAGCAGCACAUUGGUGAGGAGGAGGAGGGUCUGGAUGAGCAGCAGGUCUGUAACCAGGAGAGGAACUCCAGUCUGGACCAGGAGGACCCAGAGCCUCCACAGAUUAAAGAGGAACAGGAGGAGCUCUGCAGCAGUCAGGAGGGAGAGCAGCUUGGACUGAAGCAGGAGGCUGAUACUUUAGCAGACAACACUGCUGCUUCAGAGAGUCAAACUGAAGCAAGGGAAAAGUCUCUACAGUGUGACACUUGUGGGAAAACGUUUAAGUAUAAAUGCUUACUGGCUGCACAUUUGACAGUUCACACAGGAGAGAAACCGUUUCCUUGUAGCAAAUGUGGCAAAAAAUUCAGUCAGCUGACACGCUUGAAAAAUCACAUGAGAAUUCACAUAGGUGAGCAGUCGUAUCCUUGUAGCACCUGUGGAAAAGAAUUUAGUCAAAAAUCAGCUCUAAAAUCUCACAUAAGAGUUCACACAGGCGAGAAGCACCAUUGUUGUAGCACCUGUGGGGAAAGUUUCAUUUGGAAUAUGCAAUUAAUACGGCACAGGAGAAUUCACACAGGUGAGAAGCCAUAUUUUUGUAGUACCUGUGAGAAGAGAUUCAUUCGGAAGAUACAGUUAAAGGAUCACAUGAGAAUUCACACUGGCGAGUGUCCGUACUCGUGUAACAGCUGUGGGGAAAAGUUUAUUGACCUAUCAACAUUGAAAGCUCACGUGAGAAUUCACACAGAUGAGCAGUCGUAUCCUUGUAGCACCUGUGGAAAAGAAUUCAGUAAAAAAUCAGCUCUAAAAUCUCACGUAAGAGUUCACACUGGCGAGAAGCACCAUUGUUGUAGCACCUGUGGGGAAAGUUUCAUCUGGAAUAUGCAAUUAAUACGGCACAGGAGAAUUCACACUGAUUAACAGUUUCAUGCUUAGAGAAUAUGGGCACAGCUGCGACUUAUAGCAGUGUGCUGGUGGUAGAGCCGACACAGAGGAGCCGCCUUUUGCAGGAGUCUGCUCCUGUUGUGUAGGCUUGUUCAGUUCAGUUGUUUAUUAUCCAGGGAUCGAGUUCUGUUAUUGUUCUACUGAAGCCUCGUCUUUUUCUUUUUUAAUCAAAGCAAGAGUAACCAAAGCUGAGUGUGUUCAUUCAGGUUUUUAAGUCUCAGUUAAACAUCUAGUUUUAGUUUUUAUAUAUACUUGAAUAUUAUAGGUGGGA
Messenger RNA from Neolamprologus brichardi, 1708 nucleotides. NCBI's taxonomy places the organism in Eukaryota, Metazoa, Chordata, Actinopteri, Cichliformes, Cichlidae. The record is from RefSeq and is a predicted model, not a curated record.